Molecule: messenger RNA, 729 nt
Organism: Penicillium samsonianum
Lineage: Eukaryota; Fungi; Ascomycota; Eurotiomycetes; Eurotiales; Aspergillaceae
Exons: 2
Coding region: 1-729 (242 amino acids)
Molecular function (GO): lyase activity
Source: RefSeq, a predicted model, not a curated record
AUGUCCCAGUCCAAUGCCUCCCAAACAGCUCUCACAGACCUUGAGCAUUCUUGGCCUCUCACCAUCCUCAGCAUUGGAGUCUGUGUAUGUUGGCUAGCUAACUACGUCGCGGUGAUCCACAAGUCAUUCCAAGACCGUACCUAUGGCAUGCCAUUGAUGCCGCUCUGCUGCAAUAUUGCCUACGAGUUUGUUUAUGGAGUUAUCUAUCCCCCCGACAUACCGAAUUGGCCAUAUAUUUUUGCGAGUUGGUUGACUCUGAAUUUCAUUGUUGUAUACGCUGCUACAAAAUUCGCUCCAAACGAAUGGGCACACGCGCCAUUGGUGAAGCGGAAUCUGCCUUGGAUAUUUGCCGUCAGUAUUGCCGGUUGGAUAUCUGCGCAUGUGGCCUUGGUCGCCCACAUUGGGCAGACCCCGGCUGCGGCGUGGAGUGCCUGGUUCUGCCAACUGUUUCUUAGUGCCGGGGGGCUAUGUCAACUCAUUGUCAGAGGUAGUACACGGGGCACGUCCUUCUUCAUAUGGAUCAGUCGUUUCGUGGGGACUGCUCUUACCUUUCCUUAUGAAGUUCUACGGUACCAAAACGGGUAUUCCAAUAUCUUUUGGCACAGUCCGCUAGGUUGGUGGGGUGGUGUGGUUUUCUUUUUGUUGGAUGGCUCAUACGGGACCUUUCUAUGGUACAUUCACCGGUCCGAGAGGCUAGCCUCUGAUCCCCAUCAAAAAAAGACGGAAUGA